Oryza sativa Japonica Group (Japanese rice) is the source of this 964-nucleotide messenger RNA. RefSeq lists its product as uncharacterized. Lineage: Eukaryota; Viridiplantae; Streptophyta; Magnoliopsida; Poales; Poaceae. The record is from RefSeq and is a predicted model, not a curated record.
AUCUCAUCAAAAGGUAGAGUAAUUGCCCACAUCGCCCAGUCCCAGACCCAGCUGCUGAGCUCCCACUGCCACCGCCAUACUCGAGGCUGGCCAUGAAGGCUCCCGCCGACCACCACCACCACCACCACUCCUCCACGCCGCCGCCGGCGACCAAGAUCUCCAUCCCCAUCUCGGCCGCCGCCGGCGGGGCGGAGGCGGCGCUGCUCGGGAAGGGGCGGUACAAGGCGUGGGCGCUCGCCGCCAUCGCGCUCCUCGCGCUCUGGUCCAUGUUCGCCGCCUCCGUCACCAUCCGCUGGUCCUCCGGCGACCUCGCCGCCGAGUUCGGGGACCUCCCCGACCCGCUUAUCGACGACCUCGACCCCCUCGAGAUGGAGGACAGAGAGAAGCUAGUGCGCCGGAUGUGGGAUGUGUACACACGCACCGGUGUUGAUCGGGUACGGCUUCCACGGUUCUGGCAAGAAGCAUUCGAGGCUGCAUAUGAGGAGCUUGCUGGUGAUGAUACGCAGGCUAGUGAGACGGCAGUAUCUGAGAUUGCUCGCAUGUCAGUCCACAGGCCUGAACUUGAACAAUCGUCGAACAAGUAUUAGAAAUAAAUGUGUAACAUUUGGUGAAGUGGAGAUGGUAGUUGGAACCUGAAUAAGUAUUUAGGAUUAUGUAAAAAUUUAAUAUCCCACUUGAAGAUCACUUGCUAAAUAUGAUCACAGUUUACUUGGUUUGUUAGCCAAUGCAAAAAUUCCACUUCUCUGCAGUAUGCAAAGCUUAAGCAUAUGCUGAUGACACAGCAAAAUCCCACUUCCUUGUAAAGUUUUUUGGGAUCCAGAGUAACCCAAAUGAGAAUAUACCAAAUUUCGGUAAUCUCCUGAACAUAUUGUGAUUUGUGAAAAGAUCAAUCACAAUAAAUUUGGAAUUCGGGAAUCACUUGUACCCAUGUUUUAAUCACCCAUGAACAAAAACUGUUUUUGUA